UCCACGUGAUCAAUGUUUACGGAAGUAAGCUGCUCUGUCAGCUGCCUAAGAAUCGUGAACAGAAAGUCAGUCAUGUCGGGUGUGUCAUGUGACGUUGAUGUUAAGAUUGUUUAAUGUCUUCAACUACAUGUCUCUCACUCAUCGCCGGGUUUACAGCUCGUGUAGCUUCCUCUAUUAGCAUGUUAGCUAGUAAACUGUAGCAUGAACGUUUGAGACUGAGGCUAACCGUUAGCUGACAUAGCUAACACUGCUGUCGCAGCGCUGCCAACAACACCCCUGGCCCCCAGCUCCUCUCCUGCGGUCAGGGUGGCCUCACUGCCAGCCCCGGUGUAUGUGGACCCUCCAGCAUCAAACGUAUUCGUGGGUAAUUCGCUGCAGUUUGUGGAAACUCUAACGAAAGCUAACUGCUAGCGCGUUAGCCAGACGUUAGCAUCAUGGGAGCCGAGCAGAGCGGAGAAGCGGAGCACAAACACUCGGACUACAGCUCGUCAGUGGUGCCGUCUCCAGCAAAGCAGAAGGCGAAGAUGGAUGAUAUUGUGGUUGUGACCCAGGGGACCCAGUCAUUGCGGAAUAUCCACAAUGACCCAGACGUCAUCAAGCUUCAAGAAAUACCCACAUUUCAGCCACUUUUGAAAGGAGUGCUGAGCGGCCAGACGUCACCCAGCACUGUGAGUCUAGAAAGGCUGGAUAAUGCUCAGGUUCUGCAGCUCUGCAUCCGUUACCAGGACCAUCUACACCAGUGUGCAGAGGCCGUGGCCUUCGACCAGAAUGCCCUGGUCAAGAGGAUAAAAGAGAUGGACCUAUCUGUAGAAACCUUGUUCAGCAUAAUGCAGGAGCGCCAGAAACGCUACGCCAAGUACGCUGAGCAGAUCCAGAAGGUCAACGAGAUGUCCAUGAUCCUGAGACGCAUCCAGAUGGGAAUCGACCAGACGGUGCCUCUGAUGGAGCGCCUAAACAACAUGCUGCCUGAGAGCGAGCGCCUGGAGCCCUUCAGCAUGAGACCCGAUGGGGACGCUGCCACAAAGUAGUGGAAGUGCGGGUCUGUCCAGCUGUAGGGAGAUUAACUCUUUACACGAUUCGAAGUCUUGAUUCAUUCAAGUUAUUUUUUGUUUGUUUUCAUAGUAGAUGAGGAGCUCAGGUGUAAAUGUGGGAGUCUAGUCAGAUGUGUCAUCAUGUUUUGAAAACACAGCAUCCAGCUUACUAAACACACAUUCACACCUGAAUUUGACCACAUCAUUCUGCCACUGGAGCUGCUCUGUUCCUGUGCCCGGACCCUACAAGACGAUGCUCUGGAGGAUUGUUAUUUAUCCCUUCACUGCAAAUUUCUUGUCCAAGGGUUUUCUUUGGUAAUUUAAAGGCAAAGGAGGAACAAACAUGAAAGAGACAGAAACAACUCCUGCAUACGUGUAGCAGGUUUUACAGACUCCAAUGUGGAUGUGAGCUACUAAUAAACAUCUCAAAAUAUUUCGGUCAGCUUUCAAAAUGUACAUCUGAUCUUGCAGUGGUUGGCGAUUUUGGUUUUCAUCUCAUUUCCACUCCCAGUCACUGUUUGAAUAUCCCUUCCAAGCACUGCAUGUAUGCAGACUGACUGCAUUAAAUUCUCUGAUCUGUAUUGGUGUAUCAUGUUGGGUCGUUAAGACGAAGAGACUCCCGGAGAGUACGCAUGAAGAAGGAUUACAGACUUUAGAUUGCACAGAGAGCAUGGAUGUGCUGCACAUAGGAAGGAAAGUGAGAAGCUCCUUCGGCGACAGUUUUCUCAAUGUGACGUCUUGAAGUUCUGUUUUGUCUUUGGUGAAUUUGACUUUAAUUUAUUUGGACUCUUUUGCUCGAGCAGUUGUCUCAAGACCUUUGAAUUUAAACCCCAAAACGUUGGGGAAAAACCGAGCCUUACACUAGAUUCACAGUUUUCAUGCUUGGGACAAACAACAUUGCCAUUCUUCGUGCUAACAUGUCAUGCUAGCUGUCAAUGCUAAGCUAAAGAGAAGUACACAGGAAAUAAAAUCCAUAACCAGAUGAACAUAAAGCAGGUUCA
Molecule: messenger RNA, 2032 nt
Organism: Hippoglossus stenolepis (Pacific halibut)
Lineage: Eukaryota; Metazoa; Chordata; Actinopteri; Pleuronectiformes; Pleuronectidae
Gene: borcs5
Product: BLOC-1 related complex subunit 5
Exons: 4
Coding region: 435-1028 (197 amino acids)
Biological process (GO): lysosome localization; organelle transport along microtubule; positive regulation of anterograde synaptic vesicle transport
Cellular component (GO): BORC complex; cytoplasmic side of lysosomal membrane; synaptic vesicle membrane
Source: RefSeq, a predicted model, not a curated record